AGUUCAAUAUGAGAGAGAAAGAGAUGAACCAGAAUAACCAUUUUUCUGACUUUGUGGACAAGCAAACUGGUUACACAACUAACUGCAUGCUGGCAACCCCUAUUAUGCAGGGCAAGGAGGUGCUUGCUGUUGUGAUGGCACUUAACAAAAUAAAUGCCCCCGAAUUCUCUAAAGAGGAUGAAGAGGUCUUUAAGAAAUACCUCAAUUUUGUUUCUGUUGCCAUAAAACAAUACCAUAUCACAUAUCUCUACAAUAUUGAAACCCGAAGAAGUCAGAUGCUUUUAUGGUCUGCCAACAAAGUAUUUGAAGAACUGACAGAUAUUGAGCGACAGUUUCACAAAGCACUGUACACUAUUCGAAUUUAUUUGAACUGUGAAAGAUACUCUGUUGGUCUGCUGGAUAUGACCAAAGAGAAGGAGUUCUAUGAUGAAUGGCCAAUCAAGCUGGGAGAAGCAGAGCCUUAUAAAGGACCAAAAACACCCGAUGGCAGAGAAGUCAUCUUUUAUAAGAUUAUUGAUUAUAUUUUACAUGGAAAAGAAGAAAUCAAAGUCAUUCCGUCACCUCCUGCAGAUCACUGGUGUCUUGUAAGCGGGUUGCCAACGUAUGUUGCUGAAAAUGGAUUUAUUUGUAACAUGAUGAAUGCACCAGCAGAUGAAUAUUUUUUAUUUCAGAAAGGGCCUGUGGAUGAGACAGGCUGGGUUAUCAAAAAUGUCCUGUCUUUGCCUAUUGUCAACAAAAAAGAAGAAAUUGUAGGAGUAGCUACAUUUUACAACAGAAAAGAUGGAAAACCCUUUGAUGAAUUUGAUGAACAGAUCACUGAAAGUCUUACACAAUUCCUUGGAUGGUCUGUUUUAAAUACUGACACCUAUGACAAAAUGAAUAAGCUUGAAAACAGGAAAGACCUUGCUCAGGAAAUGCUCAUGUACCAGACAAAGGCCACCCCUGAAGAAAUUCAGUCCAUAUUGAAAUACAAAGAGAAAUUAAAUGUAAACAGUACUGAAGACUGUGAUGAGAAAGCCCUCCUCAAGAUUUUGAAAGAGGAAUUACCUGAUCCAAAGGAAGUGGAACUUUAUGAAUUCCGCUUCAGUGACUUUCCCGUUACAGAGCAUGGCUUGAUUAAGUGCGGAAUACGAUUAUUCUUUGAGAUAAAUGUGGUUGAAAAGUUCAAAGUCCCCGCAGAGGUACUUACAAGAUGGAUGUACACAGUCAGAAAGGGUUAUCGGGAUAUAACUUACCAUAACUGGCGGCAUGGAUUCAACGUGGGACAGACAAUGUUCACCUUACUAAUGACAGGUAGACUAAAGAAAUACUAUACCGAUCUAGAAGCCUUCGCCAUGGUUGCAGCUGCUUUCUGCCAUGACAUUGAUCACAGAGGGACCAAUAAUUUGUAUCAAAUGAAAUCAGCUUCUCCAUUAGCAAAACUUCAUGGAUCUUCCAUUUUAGAAAGACAUCAUCUAGAGUACAGUAAAACUCUGCUACAAGACGAGAGUUUAAACAUCUUCCAGAACCUAAAUAAGCGCCAGUUUGAAACCGUUUUACAUUUAUUUGAAGUUGCAAUAAUAGCAACUGACUUGGCUUUGUAUUUCAAGAAAAGGACUAUGUUUCAAAAGAUUGUGGAUGCAGUUGAAAAAAUGCAAACAGAAGAGGAGGCAAUUAAAUAUAUAUCUAUCGACCCAACCAAAAAAGAAGUUAUCAUGGCUAUGAUGAUGACUGGUUGUGACUUGUCGGCUAUAACCAAGCCGUGGGAGGUGCAAAGUCAGGUUGCCCUUAUGGUUGCGAAUGAAUUUUGGGAACAAGGUGAUCUGGAGCGAACUGUGUUGGAGCAACAGCCAAUUCCUAUGAUGGACAGAAACAAAGCAGAUGAAUUGCCCAAGCUUCAAGUUGGUUUCAUUGAUUUUGUGUGUACAUUUGUAUACAAGGAAUUCUCAAGGUUUCACAAGGAAAUUACACCAAUGUUGGACGGUCUUCAAAACAACAGGGUGGAAUGGAAAACACGGGCUGAUGAAUAUGAAGAAAAGAUGAAAAUUAUUGAGGAAGAAAAAAAAAAGCUGGAAGAAGCAGCAGCCAAAAAAGGUGGAAAGGGUCGAAAAUAACCUAGUAACAUGGUGAUCCACAGCUUUCAAAUGUAAGUUUUAAUUCUAAUAUUGGUAUGUCAACUUAAAAUGAAUCUGAAAACAAGUUACUAUACUGAACAUAUCAGAACUUAGACCAAUAAAAACCUGUGGAAUCAUUUGAGAGAGAUGUUAACACUGUUAGUGACAGCAGUUAAUGAACAUACAAAAAAGUACCUCUCUCUUGAUUGGUAACAGAUUUCUACAGGGCUAGAUAAAAGUUUAUAUAAUCAUAAUCAACACUUAAGUGAAAGUUUCCAUACCCCCCCACCCAAUAGUUUCAAAGUUUAUAAUUGAUCCAAGAGUUUAUUCCCUUUGCAGGCUUCCAUUGUUCAGUUGUGGGGGGUAGGGUGGAGAGGGACAGGAUUAAGUAUACAUAAUUGCUGAAACUUUCCAGUAAAAGUGGUUCAGUGUGUGUUUGUCCAUUGAUAAAUGCUGAUAUUAACUACUGCACCAUUUGUCAACAGUUUGGUUGUUCAAUAUUAAUAAAAAAAUAUAUAUAAAUCCUGAAAGUGUGUUCAGUUUUCAAGUGGACAAACACACUUGUGUUAUAGAAUAAAAUUAAAAUGCAUGUCACAAAAUUAACAUUUAUAAAGCAAAAAAAUGAAGCUUAUUAAAAUGAAAGGAAUUCACUCAUUAUUCAUAUUCCUUUUCUGCUUUUUAUUAGCUGAACAAGACGCAGCGAAAGGUGGAGGAGGUGGCGGAGAUGAUGAUGGCAAAUCCAAAACAUGUAUAAUUUUGUAAUGCAUUUCAAUGGCACUAAAAGAAUCUCAAAGUCUAUGUUUCUGCUACAGGAAAAAUAAAACAAAACAUCUAGAAAGAACUUCAAAAAACCUCAGUGGAUUUCUGCAAAGCAUAGGGUAGCAUAGGCCAAAUAAUCCUCUUAAACAACUGCCAUCUAUUCAGUGUCAUUACUAAUGGCAUAAAAGAGGCAGAAUCCAUUAAAAACUAGAAAACAUGAAUUAUGGGGCAAAAUGAGUUGAUUAUGAGUUCAAUUCUUGGUAUUGUUUCUUGUCACUCAAUUUAUAUACUGUAUUUUUAUUAAAAUGUAUAAAUGCUGCAGACCGUCCAGAAAACUAUAAAUGAUUUUUAAUGAUAGAUUACAACCAGUAAUAUCGUAUGACAAGAUCUAAAUUGAACAUACCAGAAACCAAAAAUUGCAGACAAUUUCAUAACUCAUAGCAUUACAUUUUUAUAUUAUGUUUAUUUCUUUCAUCUGGACUGAACUACAUCCCAUUCCUGCAUCCUCAAUUCUAGAUACAAUCCUGGAGUUGUCCCUUCCACCACUUCAGAAGACCUAACCACUAGCAUCAGUCCUGUGCCUACAAAAUCAGGCCCAUGGCCCCCUGAAGCUACCACUGCCAAUCUGUAAUUGCAGCAGUGGCUUUGGAGAAACCAUUCCCUUCUCCAUAAGUACACAAUUCUGCCCACCAUUUAUCUUCCAAUGGCUCAUGAAUCUGACAUCCUAUAUAAACAAAAAUGGUCUCUUUACAUAAAACCGAAAUGCAGCCAUAAGAAUUGUAAGCUUUUUAUUUAGAAUGAAGAAUUUAUCAAAGGAUCUACACCAAUAUCCCUUGAGCAGGACUAUAUGUUCAAAUCAGGGCCGGCUCCAGGCACCACCUGCCCAAGCACGUGCUUGGGGCGGCACCUUGUAAGGGGCGGCCAAUCUUGGGGUAGUGGGGCGGAGCUCGGGUUUUUGUUUGUUUGUUUUGGCGGGAUGGCGAUGGGGGUAUUUUUUUUUUUUUUUUUGGUUUGGCGGGGCGGCGCUCGGUUUUGUUGUUGUUUUUGGUUCAAUAGGGCGGCGCUCGGGGGGGGGUUGUUUUUGGUUUGGCACGGCGGUGCUCACGUGGGGUGGUUUUUGGUUCAGCGGGGCGGCACAGGGGGGUUGGUUUUGGUUCGGCAGGGCAGCACUGGGUUUUUUUGUUUGUUUGUUUUUGGUUCGGCGGGGCGGCGCAGGGGGGUUGGUUUUGGUUCGGCGGGGCAGCACUGGGUUUUUUUGUUUGUUUGUUUUUGGUUCGGCGGGGCAGCGCUGGAGGGGGGAUUGUUAUGGCGGGGCAGUUUUGUUUUUUUUGCUUGGGGUGGCAAAAAAGUUAGAGCCGGCCCUGGUUCAAAUGUCUUCUUAAAAGGAGUAUGAAAUGUGGAUGCAACAUUUUUGGACAGAACAACAAAUACAUUUGUCUGGUAUUUCAGAAUCACUGAAUUUACCCCCAACAAGAUUAGGAAAAAACCACUGUCUUCACAAAUCCUACUCCAGUCACACCCUAGGAAGCUAGUCUGUGCAUGAAUGGUCUCUUCAUAAGCAAGUAUAAAGAAUACAAUGGAGCUUUCCACAACCACUCUUCCACUCUUGGCCCAGAGUGUCUGCCAUUCCCAUAGGCGGGGAAAAGGGGAAUGACCAGUGGAUUUAUGUACAAAAUUCAUAUUCCAGGGUAUCCAUUGGAUCCAAUUCCAAAUCUAACAGUGCAGAAGUAUAAAGGGUGGUCCUGCAAUACACGAAUUAUUCUCCCCAUGCGCAGGCUCCCCGAAUCCUGCCACCCUUCCUUUCCCCCCCAAAACAGGAUUGUACAGGUUCUAUUGCUUGAAGGGAAUCUAACACCCACAGAGGCAAGGGGAAUAUUUGCCCCAUGAUGAAUACUUUUACUAUAUCUUAAGUUUCCCUACAAAGUGCAGGAGAAAAACAUUUCAGAAUUUUCUCUUCAAUUGUGAUGUGCAGUUCCUGACAUUAAUAAGUCUCUGAUUUUGUAUCUCCAUACAUUAAAACUUUCUAUUCUUUCUAAAUGUGGACAGGUAACACCCAAAUUACGCUGUAUACAUGGCAUGCUAAACUACAUUCUCCCUUCUCUGUUGCCCCAUAUCCUUCUAGCAUUUUUAUAAAAAUGAUUCAAAAAUGUUCUAACAUACACAAGACAUAGAUACUGUGCAACUAUAAUGAGAAAUAAAACAUUCUUCCACAAAAAUAUUCCCAUUUGUUAUAUCCUUAAUGUAUUAAUGGGCCAAAUAUUUAUGCAGACUUAAAAAUGCCAUAAAACUGGGUAUAAUGUAUUAUUUUCUGUAAUAAAUGUAGAUAUGAGGAAAUACCAAGUUUGCUUUUAUCGUCUACUUUUAAUUAAAAAUAUAUCAAAUGAAAAUGUAUUUAAUAUGUAUAUUGUACCAUUUUAUAACUGCAUUGUGAAGGCCCAGAGAAGAGUUAGAUAUCCAAAAUACAUGUCUAUUCUACAGUAUUUGCAGCAGCAAAUAUAGCAACAGACUCUACUAAAGCCCCUACAGACAAGUUACACAGACUUAAGCUGAUUGCUGCAGAUUGGAUUUGGUUCCCACCCAAGCUUGCAAGAUGACAAAGAAUUAACCUUUAAAUCCAUCUUCUUACCUAAAGAAGACUUCACACACACAAGGCUACCUUUACUUGUUAUUCAAGGACACCUUAAAUGUGUCUCCGUACUGUCAUCCAUUCUGUAUGUAUGAACUGUUAACAUUGUAAUUAUGUUAAGUAAUACUAAAUGUAAAUAGAGAUAUGUUGAUAUACACAUAAAUCAAGCCCAUAUAGUAACAUGUUAAUGGAUAUAUUACAACCAUGUCUGCAAUUAUGUUGUCUACACAGUACUUUGUUAUAUGGCAUCUAUUGUGUGAAUGACUCAUCCAAUUAAGGUUUCAGCUUUCAAAAAAACAGACAGUAUUUUAUAAACCAUUAAUUUUACCGAGACUGUUUAAAAUGUAAAUUUCAUUCAAUACUAUGGUAACACAAAUGUCUUAUGUUGCUUCCAUUGGAAAAGGAAUGGCCACUGUAAUUAAUCUUGUGCAGACUGUUUCUUUGGAAACAUACAAUAAAAUGAAUUUAAAGUUAUUCUGCAAUUUGAAUAGGAAAAAAAGAGUAAGUCUCAAGUGUUAUUAUAUGUUCUUGUUUUGUAUGCUCAGGAUUACACUUUAAAGUAGGAUUACCAUUCAUUCACUGCUAAGGGGAUCAGAAACCACAGAUAAUGCAUAAGCCAUAUGUACGUUUCCCAGAGGCAAACCAAGUACCUUAUUUAUUAAAACAAAUGUGAGAAACUAACAUCCCAAACUACUAGUGGAGUGACCAUGGGAUUGUCAAUCAAACAUUUAAAAUAAAAGACUUAAAAUGAGGUGGGUAACAGUGAACUAACACUUAUAAAAAAUUAAAGAAAACAUCAUCAUUAAUUUUAGGAAGAAAAGAUUCAUAGAUUCAUAGAUUCUAGGACUGGAAGGGACCUCGAGAGGUCAUCGAGUCCAGUCCCCUGCCCGCAUGGCAGGACCAAAUACUGUCUAGACCAUCCCUGAUAAAAAGAUUUACUUAGGCCUAGCAAAAUGUAAGUUUUAUAGAAUCAGAAACUUUGGUAUCAAUAUUUCAAAAAGAUUUACACAUACAGAUGUUUGAGUCUUAAACACCGGGUGACUGAUGAAUUUAAAUCCACAAACACUUGCUGCAUAGUUUAAUAAUAAUAAUAAUUUAAGAGAGAACUAUAUAUAUUUUAUUAAAGAGUUUAGUGGUAAAUACAGAACAGGGAGUCAACUAGAAUAUGCCUUUAAAACAAUUAACUAAAAAGCGCAGCAUGGAAGCAAGUACUUCAUGUAUCUGAUCGCUGUGAAAACACUGCACUCUAUCAGGAAACUCCAUUCUGAUAUGUCUCCUUCUCACCCUCUUUUGAGAUUAAUUUUUUAGAUUUGUACUUUACAAUGCACUCAGCU
Messenger RNA from Malaclemys terrapin pileata, 6812 nucleotides. RefSeq names its product phosphodiesterase 6C (gene PDE6C). Gene Ontology annotation, biological process: signal transduction; visual perception. The transcript has 22 exons. The record is from RefSeq and is a predicted model, not a curated record. Gene Ontology annotation, molecular function: protein binding; 3',5'-cyclic-nucleotide phosphodiesterase activity. The coding region runs from base 9 to 2093 and encodes 694 amino acids. NCBI's taxonomy places the organism in Eukaryota, Metazoa, Chordata, Testudines, Emydidae.